This is a messenger RNA of Amaranthus tricolor (Joseph's coat), 1913 nucleotides long. RefSeq names its product IQ domain-containing protein IQM3-like. NCBI's taxonomy places the organism in Eukaryota, Viridiplantae, Streptophyta, Magnoliopsida, Caryophyllales, Amaranthaceae. The record is from RefSeq and is a predicted model, not a curated record. Gene Ontology annotation, molecular function: protein binding.
AGCUAAGCCUUCCCGCCCCGGCAAAAUACUCGACAAUAAAUUCUCUUCUUUUCUCUCUCUUAAGUUCCUCCAUAUCUUCUGAUCAACUUCUUCGCCUUCCUCUUUCUUCAACUUCUAAUCCUUAAACCUUGAAAUCAAUGGAGGUCGACGCUUUUUCCUCUUCAUUUUCAGGCCUCUUACAAUGCAAUGGAGAAGCUUCAACCGAGUCACCGACGAGUCAGUACAGAUUUAGUUCAGUGAGUGAUGAGUUACAGGAGAUUCCGAGUUCUGUUGCCGCGUUGCGAGUUCAGAAAGUGUACAGGAGUUACCGCACUCGCCGUAGGUUAGCGGAUACUGCAGUCGUCUCUGAAGAACUCUGGUGGCAAGCGAUUGAUUAUGCUAGGCUAAAUCGCAGUACUAUUUCUUUUUUCAAUUUUCCUGAAACGGUGGCGUCUCGGUGGAGUAGAGUCAGCUUAAUUGCUUCCAAGGUGGGUAAAGGUCUUUCUCAAGACUCAAAAGCGCAGAAGUUGGCUUUUCAGCAUUGGAUUGAGGCUAUUGAUCCAAGACAUCGUUAUGGUCAUAACUUGCAUUGUUAUUAUGAUGAAUGGUGUCAAGCAAGUUCUGGCGAACCCUUUUUCUACUGGCUAGAUGUUGGAGAUGGCAAAGAUUUAGAUCUCAAAGUAUGUCCAAGAUCAAAGUUACGCGAGCAAUGCAUUAAGUAUCUUGGCCCUCAAGAGAGAGAGCAUUAUGAAUACAUUGUUUCAGAGGGAAAAAUUAUACAUAAGCUAACUGGGGAUUUGCUCAAUACUAAGAAUGCGUCAGAAGUAACCAAAUGGAUAUUUGUCAUGAGUACUUGCAAAAAAUUGUAUGCUGGCGAGAAAAAGAAGGGAAAAUUUCAUCAUUCGAGCUUCUUAGCUGGAGGAGCUACCUUGGCUGCUGGAAGACUUGACGUAGAACAUGGUGCUCUCAAGUCCAUCUCUGCAUAUAGUGGACAUUAUCGCCCAACUGAUGAUCGCCUAGAUGACUUUGUUUUAUUUUUGAUCGAGAAUGGUGUAGACCUUAACCAAGUUGAGGUCAACCGAUCGAAUGAUGACUACUCUAGCUAUGAGGACACAGUAUCUAGUAUUGUGACGCGAACUAAAUCAGCAGAUUCCAAAACACCUUACUGUGCUAAAUCCCUUGUAGCAACAAGUGAUUGUGUGAUGGAAGAAUCUUCUCUUUCCGAGCUGGCUGAAUCCCGAAAUGAAUACAAGAGGACUUUGUCUGGUGGUCUUCAAAGUCCAAGAACCGAGGUGCCCAAAGAAGCGAUAUAAAGAAUCAAUUCGAAAAUGGCAGAUUCAUAUGAAUUGGGACAUCAGCUCUCAAGUUCAUGGUCAACUGGUGCUGGCCCCAGAAUCGGAUGUGUUGCUGACUACCCUUUAGAACUCAGGUUCCAAGCAUUGGAGUUCACCGAACUAUCUCCCAAAAAUCUACCUCCAUCAUCAACAUUCAGACGUGCUGCGGAUUUUAUUUCUCCGUCUCCUUCUGUUCCUCCGGUGCUAUCAUUAAGACCCGAUAGCUACUUAAACUCGUGAAAAUUACAGUGAUUCAGGAUGGCAUUAUAUAUACCCCUUUCGUACGCUUCAGUUUCUGCUCUAUUGUGAGUUUGCGAUGUUAACUUCUCUGCUAUGAUAUGGUUGGACUUGGAACCAUUAGCAAUCCUUCAUAUUUCAAGGUAAUCAACUUAAUUUGUAGUUGUUUCAUUAUUCCUGCUUUCUUUUCUGGGUUUGAUGAUUAAGUGCAUCCAAUAUUCAAUUUUCCUGUUACUGUUUUGAUUGUGUAUACUGUAUACAUAUUGUAAACCAUUGUUCCAUGUUACAGUAUUUUAGGGAUUUUAGAGUCAAAUAUAUACGGUUCUACUCUUUUAACUUUUUAUUUAAUAUAAAGAAUUUGUU